CAAUAACAAAAGGAGCAGUUGGGCAAAGAGGAGCAAGCGCACCGCAGACGUCGAGGCUCAGUUUUAUACUUUAUUUCUUCUGAGAAGAAACUUGACUUUUUUUUUUCCAUUUUUCGAAAAGUAACACGGCUACCUCACAUUUGAACGGAGUUGAACGUCGAUUUGUGCUACUUUAAAGCUUCCUUUUCUCCUCAGCUGCAGGUCUUGUUCUUUGUCUCCUCCACACGUCGAGCUAUGUGCCGCCCUCUGCCUCUCAGAUGAGUCGCAACCACACGCCAUUGAUGCACUUUAGCACCUCCGCAGAGCCCCUCGUCCGCCGCUGCCAAGCCUGCAGCCGAUGACCAAAGCGCCUCCCUGCCAUCGCCCCGCGCCACGCGUCGCUCUCCCUUCCCCUCGGCCCGACACCCACGACCCAGGAUGUUCCAGAGGUUCGCCAGCGUCCUGUUCGGCGGCGGCGACGACGUCGCACAGGACCUGAGCCGCUGCGGCCGACCCGGAGACUGCCAGGAGAAAGAGGAGGAUGAAGACUGGAUCCUGGUCAACUUCCUGGCUGACUCCUGCUCCAGCCAGGCCGGGGACAGCCUCUCAAGGUCCACCGUCGGCCCGGACGAGGACGAAGACCUGGUCGUGGUGCCGUCCCCGAUGGCCAGCCCUCCCAUCCGCUACGCCUCCUGCACCUCCCUCAACUCCACCGCCGACACCGACCCGGACGGCGGCGCCGAGGAGGAGGACGACGACGACUUCCAGCGUCUGGACGCAACCUCCUUGGAGGAGAGCUGGUUCGUCACCCCGCCGCCGUGCUUCACCGGCCGCAGCAACCAGCCGGUCCCGGUGGAGGCCAGCCCGCUGGAGAACCUGCUGAUAGAACACCCCAGCAUGUCCGUCUACGCCCACCACAGCCCCCCCAGGCUCAACCUCGACCCCCUGCCCCGCUCCCUGGACCUUGAACUGGGCUUGUUGCCCGGCAACGGGGCCACCAUGCCGGCUGCCUCUGGCGGGAAGGAGAAAGGCAGACGCUCGCUGGACGUCCCACGUCACAGAUCGGACGUGACGGGGAUCCAGCGUCGACCCGGCCUCCACCCGGUCUCCUACGCGGCGGCGCUCUCGGGCCGCGGCGCCCUUCUGCCUCAGCGCCCGAGCCUCGCCGGCCAAGCGCUGUCCCGCAACGCCCUGCGGCGUCUCAACCUGCUGCACCCCCCCAAGGCGGGCGCCGUCCACCUGCACCAGCCCAGCCAGAGGCACCUCAACUUCUAAAGGCCUUCAAUCCUCCUCCUCCUCCUCCUCAUCCUCCUCGCACCAGCAGCAAGUCAGGCGCCAAGGAGCAGACUGGCUGGUCGUUUUUUUUUUUUUUCUGUCAUUGUCCCCGUCCCCCUACCCUCCUGUUGUCACGGCAACCUCCUCUUUCUACCCCCUCCCAUGAGUAGAAUCAACGCUGUAGGUCACUUUACUCAGAGGCGGGCUCACCUGGCCCCAGCACGACCACGUCACGGCCGGUGUCGAUUUUUCAAAGCUCGAUAUAAUUUUUAUCACAUAAAUAUCAUCAAGCCGCACGAUGGGAAACAUCUGAGCCGACGUUUGAUCUCCAUCGAAUGGAACGUCGGCAGCCGAACCCGCCUCGAACUUUGUAAUUAAGUACUUUUUUGCGAUAUUUUCUUGAGCGAAAGAAGAAAAAAGAUGUUGGGGGAAAAAAACUGGGUUAGAUAUCACUAAACUUGCCUUGUUUUAACGGUAGCUUUCAGAUGAAUAGAAAUGUAAAAAAAAAAAAGUAUUUAAAAAAAAAAAAAACUCAAAUAUUUUUUUGAAAAAUAUGACUUAAGUAUGAAGUUUGUGUGUUUGCUUGGGUCAGUGCGACGUGUUGCAUGGUGGUAGGCCUGUGUUAGUGGCGGGGAAGAAGACAAUUUGUUCUGACAUGAAUCUGCAGUCCAUUUCUCAGGGUCACACAACCAAUCACUUUUAUACUUAAAAUGCAGAUUUACUUGAUUCUUUUCUUUUCCACUCAGACUUUUUUAGUGGGGGGGGUCUCCUACAUCGGUCCCCGGACUGAGCAAGGAAGUGGUUUUGGUUGAAUCCAUGACGAUGGAUUGAGACUUUUGCUCAGUUUUUGUUAUUGUUUCUAAUGCUAGCUUAGUUACACUCUGAUACAACUAUUUAAACCAAAAAAAAAAAGGUAGCAAUGUUUUUUUUUUUAGUCUUUUAAGUAUGUUUUUACGCAGAUGUUUUGUAACUUUUAUUUUAUCUUGUCGGGCUUGGUGCUCUUAACAUGGCUGAUGAAUAAUAGUCCACCUUAUGAACUUGUCUGAAACUCAUAUGUGAGGUUAAAAUGAUGUGUUUAGUUCUAAUGUUUUAACCAGUUCUUUUUUGAGUCAUUUUGUUUCCCCCCCGAGCCAAAAUGGGCUUCCUUAACAUUUGAAUUUCUAAGGAACACACCUGCCCACCUUUUUUACUGAUUUUUGUAUUUCUGUUGAUUCCAGCAAAUCUGCAAAGGGCACAUCAAACCUCAUUUUUUUUCCCAGCAGAAAACGACAUCAGACAUAAGGUUCACUGUGUGAGGGGACAAUACAAAAAAGAUAGAAUGUUUGUGAGGUUUUUGAUCUGACUGUAAACAAUCCAAUAUCUUGAAUGUCUCGGUAACUAUUUUUGUGUUAUGUCUUUAAAAAGACAAGGGAUUGCAGGUGUGGUGUUUUAUUUGUUUUCUUUUGAACUAACAGGGAUUUGUUUGUGUUCAAUGCCUUGAAAAUUGUGCAUCACGUGCCUUCCAGCUUGAAAUGUUCUUAUGCGUCAAUGAAGAACUUUUUCUUUUAAUGUCCCGAUUGGACGUUCUACAGACAAAAAACGCAAACGGACGCCAACUAUGCACCACUCAGCCCUCGCCCUUUUUUCUAAAGACUCCAACAAACCAGACGGAAUGAUGUAGCAAAACCUCCAGUUGUGCAAAGAAUAUUUUGUGGCAUUUUUACUGUUAUUCUGUUUUGUUUUUCACCAAGUGUUACACAUUUUGUUUUUUCUUGUGUAGUUUACUGGAAUAAUACAGCACGUUUGCCAAAAAAAUAUAAAAAAAAUAAACUAUGAAUUUUAGGGUUAACUUUUUAUUUAUCAACAUAUCUCUUGCGUAUUUUGUAUGUAUGACUGUUCAAUUCACUUUGUUGAUGAAACAUGAAAUAUGGGGGUCAUCUGCUUUCAAACUGUAGUAGUUCAUUCAUGUGAUCAUUUUCUAGUUGUAAAAUAAAUGUUUUCAUACACGCA
Entelurus aequoreus (snake pipefish) is the source of this 3243-nucleotide messenger RNA. It is a transcript of the gene tp53inp1, whose product is annotated as tumor protein p53 inducible nuclear protein 1. Gene Ontology annotation, biological process: positive regulation of DNA-templated transcription; autophagosome assembly. NCBI's taxonomy places the organism in Eukaryota, Metazoa, Chordata, Actinopteri, Syngnathiformes, Syngnathidae. The record is from RefSeq and is a predicted model, not a curated record. Gene Ontology annotation, cellular component: autophagosome; nucleus. The transcript is spliced from 4 exons. The coding region runs from base 418 to 1254 and encodes 278 amino acids.